Messenger RNA from Schistosoma mattheei, 1899 nucleotides. The record is from the annotation of a GenBank genome assembly. Lineage: Eukaryota; Metazoa; Platyhelminthes; Trematoda; Strigeidida; Schistosomatidae.
AUGAAUGUUCUGAAGACUCUAUAUUGGUGUGGUGGUAAAGAUGGGAAUAAACCAUAUGAUUCGCCUGUUGAACUUCAACACGGUAGUGGUGUUCCUGAUCUGUCUAUCGUGACAACUGAAGCAGACUGUUAUGCUCUUAAGUGUGAUUUGGUUGAUUUGCUGUCGACAUUACUUGUUGAUGAAUUUGAUCCUACAAACAGAAAGCUGUUGGGUGUACUGAUUGACAAAUGCGUUGAGAAGGAUCCCGAAUUCAUACUCAAAAUCGCUUUUCAUUUUCAUAAACUGUUGGAUAUUCGAAAGACAGCCAAUUUGUUAAUUUCGAUAGCUUGCUUUUAUGUUCAGUGCCGCGUUUUCAUAAAGAAGUAUUUUAAUGCAUGCAUUUGUACACCCCUCGAUUGGAUAGAAGUUGCAGAGUGCUAUGCAUCGUUGAGCGGUGAUCCAAAACUUAGAGGAAUGCCAAAAGCAUUAAGAAAGUGUAUGGUCUCGAAGUUUUGUGAAUUUGAUCAGAAUCAGUUAGCUCAAUGCAAGCGAAGGCUGAGUAGUGCCUGUUCUUACCGGUGUAAGGUCAAUGGACGAGGUACAGGUGAUGCCGCAGUGGAUGCCGUAACAGACACUUUACAAUCAAGGCUAGUGGAUCCUUCUCCGAUUCAUUUUACAUUGAAAGAACUCGUUCGUAAGUUGCACAUAUCGAAGCCUGCAUUAAACGUCAUGUGUAUUCUUGGAAAAUUGUAUCCCAAUGAUGUCACUGCCUUUUCAAAAACGGGGUUAGAAGGGGAUUGGGAUGCUAGUAAAGCUGGUGCGUGCAUGAAGCUCCCCGUUCACCCAAAAUGGAAAGUAGAGUUAGCUUCUGGCAAAAGUCGUGAUGCUUGGACAAAGAUUAUAAUGUCUGGUGAUCUUUGUCAUGAAUUAAUUCUGAGAAAUCUAAAAAGUAUCCUAUGCUCACGCAUUUCUCAAACUGGACAUGAUAUUGUUUUACAGAGAUUGUCAGAUGCGGAAUCGGUCAUUGAAGGAAAACAGUUACCAUUUGUUUACCUUACAGCGUAUAUCACCGUUGAGAAACUUCAUGAUAUGCUGUCUAUGACUGCAAAUCGUAAACGUUUAAAAGACAUGGGUUUACAAGAAAGCAACAAAAUUCGGUCGAAGUACCUAUAUAGAUCCAGGAGGUCUAGAGUAAGAUCUUUGAACAUUAAUAAGGGGCUAUUGAACAAAUACCUAUUGGCUUUAACUAAAGCUAUGAGCUUGUCAACUCGUUACAAUUUGUCUCCUAUACGUUGUUCAGUUUUGGUUAUUUGUUCUUUAUGCUCAGGAUUUGAGCUUCAAAAAAUUAGGAGAUCUACUAGAGUGAAAGCUAUCAUAAAUGUGUUAAGCUUUAUUUAUGGUGCAAUAUGCAAUGCAAUAUGUGAGAAUGCAGUCGUUUAUUUCGUAGUGGAUAACGACUACAAUGUCGCUUCCAUAAAUAGAAUGCUAUUACUAUUAUAUAGUUCACUGUGGCACACAGAGGAAAAUAAAAAAGACACAUCAUUGUUUCGAUCACCCAACCCACCAUUAAUGGAUAAAAUAAAACUGAUUUACAAAAAUCGUAAAUUGUGGGAAAGUUACUCUUUAUCAUUAACACUGGAUAGGUUUAGUGCAUUUCGCAGAAAGUUUGAUAAAGUCAUUGUAUUUGGAGAUUGCCCUGAUAGUAUUGCAAAAUAUGUUGUGAAUUACCGAGCAAACAUUGGUCCUAUCAAGGCUAUUUGGAACAAUCUUAGUGGGAACGAUAAAUGGUGCACUUCAUUCCCAAUGACGGGAUGGAUUGAAUCGAAAGGAUUAGUAGAUAAUAUUUUCAAAUAUUUAUCGUUACCGGAUGACAAAUGUUUAGUAGAACAAAUCGAUAAAAUUGAUGAAACUUACAAAUGA